UUAGGAAGGCCCAGUAUAGUUAGCCCAAUAGCCCAAGCAUCUUCUGCCCCCUCUCUCUCCGGCGAACUUCUCCGACGACGGCGAUGGCAAACCUACGCCGUCCCGCUGCUUUGUGCCGUGCCGUUGCUCCCCUCUCCUGUCCCGCUACCACUGGCUGUACAUCUACUGCAUCCGGCAAACUUCUGCUGCUACAACGCCAGCAAUUCGUGCCGCGUUCAUCCUGCCUCUUCUUGUUUUUGUCGCGGGGACCCCCUGAUGUUUAACUGGCUGGGUAAUCGGACCUCGAUGAUCUCCUUUCUUCGAGGAUCCCUUAUCUUGAAGAUACAUCGUAUCCGUGGGAAGAUCUACCUUCGGCGGCUCAGUUGACGGAUCGUGCUUUCGGAGGUAACCUCAAAGAAAUCGCAUGCUCGAUACACCGCCCCCUUCAGCUUAAUUUGCCUUUGUCAUUUGGUCACUGAUGCUUCUUCUUUUUUGGGAUGAUUUUUACUGGCCGGGGAAGAUGAUUGGUGACUGGUGAUGCCGUGAUGCCUUGAUGAUCGGAGGGAUCUCCUGGGGUGGUUGCUGAAGUAGAAAGCGAGAUAUGGGGUAGUGAAUCUGCACACUUCUUUCCUGCUUCAACCUUCGAAGUGACAGGGACACAAAAACUCAACCCACAGAUAGGGGGAUGGAGGCCAUUGUAUGUGCAACACAUGGAGCCAUGGGCUCCGUGCUACGGAAGCUGGGUGCUUUGCUCUCUGAUGAGUAUAAACUUCUCAGAAGUGUGAAAGGUGAUGUCAUGUUCCUUAAAGCUGAGCUUGAGAGCAUGCAUGCUUUUCUCAAGAUGAUGUCCGAGGUUGAGGAUCCUGAUGAGCUGUCCAAGUGCUGGAUUAAGGAGGUACGAGAGCUGUCCUACAACAUCGAGUAUGGCAUCGACAGUUUCAUGCUGUCCCCGUGUGGCGAGUCCAGCCGCAAACCCCGUGGCUUCAAGGGACGCCUCAGCAGGUGCAUGGAUAUAAUGACAAAUUCCAAGACGCGCCAUUGCAUUGCCAAGAAAAUCAAAGUUCUCAAACAAGAUGCUAUUGAGGUCAGCAGUCGGCGGGCGAGGUACAAGGUUGACGAUGUUGUCUCCAAGCCGAGCAGGAUAAGCAUAGAUCCCCGCUUACCAGCAUUUUUCACCGAGAUGACGAGGCUCGUUGGCACUGAUGGCCCAAAGGAUAAACUCAUCAAGUUGCUAACUGAAGGGGAAGUUGCAAUUGCACAGCAGCUAAAGGUGGUGUCCAUUGUUGGAAUUGGGGGCCUUGGAAAGACUACUCUUGCUAAUCAAGUGUACCAGAAGCUGGAAGGGCAAUUUGAAUGUCAAGCUUUCGUGUCGGUGUCCCAAAAACCCGACUUGAAGAGGAUUUUGAGAAAUAUACUCUCUCAGAUCUGCUGUCAAGAGCGUGUCAGCAACGAAGAAUGGGAUGAGCAGCAACUCAUCAACACAAUAAGACAGUUCCUCAAGCAUAAAAGGUACUUCAUAGUAAUCGAUGAUAUAUGGGGCACCCCAGCAUGGAGAGCAAUCAAAUGUGCUUUUCCUGAAAAUAGUUCUUCCAGCAGAAUACUGACAACAACACGUAUCCUCACAGUAGCCAAGUAUUGUAGCCAUGAUCGUGUGUAUGAAAUAAAGCCUCUUAGUGCAACUCACUCUAAGAGCUUAUUUUUCAAACGAGCAUUUGGCUGUGAAGGUGGAUGCCCUCUUCAACUGAGGGAAGUUUCAGAUGAAAUAUUAAAAAAAUGUGGCGGCUUGCCGUUGGCAAUCAUUACAGUAGCUAGCUUAUUGGCAAAUAAAGCUAGUACCAGAGAAGAAUGGCUGAGAAUACGGAAUUCUCUUGGUUCAGCACUUGAAAAGGAUUUAGACAUGGAAGAGAUGAAGAAGAUAUUGUUCCUUGGUUACAAUGAUCUCCCCUACCAUUUGAAGACAUGUUUGCUAUAUCUAAGUAUAUUCCCUGAAGAUUAUGUGAUCAAGAGGGAUCGGCUGGUAAGGAGAUGGAUCGCGGAAGGUUUUAUCAUUGUUGAAGGUGGACAGGAUCUGGAGGAAGUAGGAGAAGGCUAUUUCAGCGAUCUGAUAAACAGAAGCUUGAUUGAACCAGUUGAAAUCCAGUAUGAUGGUCGAGCUGAUGCUUGUCGUGUCCAUGAUAUGAUUCUUGACCUAAUUAUAUCCAAGUCAAUUGAAGAAAAUUUUGUAACCUUAUCUGGUGACAGCAAACAUAACUCACUUCCAUAUGAUAAGGUUCAUCGACUAUCCCUGAACUAUCAUGCUCAAGAACAUACUAUGGUACCAUCGAACAUGGUUGUCUCUCAUGUUAGAUCCCUCACUAUCUUUGGAUGUGCCGAAGCUGAACACAUGCUUUCUCUUUCAAACUUUCAAUCCGUAAGAGUGUUAGAUAUAGAAAAUAGAGAGGUGUUGGAACACAAAUAUCUUGAACACAUAAGCAGGCUUUCUCAGCUGAAGUACCUUCGACUCAAUGUUAGAAGAAUCACAGCACUUCCUGAACAACUUGGAGAAUUGCGGAAUUUACAGACCUUAGACUUAAGAUGGACAUGGGUAAAGAAGUUGCCAGCUAGUAUUGUUCAACUACAGCAACUGGCAUGUCUGUUAGUUAAGAGCGCAGAGUUGCCCGAAGGGAUUGGGAAUAUGCGAGCUCUACGGGAAUUAUCAGAGAUUGAAAUCAACCAGAAUACCUGUCUGACCUCUUUGCAGGAGCUGGGCAGUCUGACCAAACUAAGAAUACUUGAGCUGAACCUGAAUUGGCACAUAAGUAGUACAAACAGUGGCAUGAAAGCUUGUGUAGAUAACUUGGUCAUGUCCCUCUGCAAACUAGGCAUGCUCAACCUUCGUUCAAUACAUCUUCAGAGCUACCAUUCUUGUUCCCUUGAUUUCUUAAUUGACUCUUGGUUUCCUCCUCCUCAUCUACUCCAGAGAUUUGAGAUGUCCAUUAACUACUAUUUCCCCACAAUCCCAAAGUGGGUAGCCUCACUUGAGCACCUCUCUUACCUAGGCAUCUAUGUCAAUCCAGUGGACGAGGAAACAUUCCGAGUCCUUGGUAACCUGCCCUCUCUAUUAUUUCUCUGGAUAACUUCAAGAACAGCAAGACCUAUAGAAAGGCUCAUUAUCAGCAAUAAUGGAUUCCGAUACCUGAAAGAAUUCUACUUCACUUGCUGGGACAGCGGGGCAGGGCUGAUGUUUGAAGCAGGAGCCAUGCCGGAGCUUGAGAACCUUCGGGUUCCAUUUAAUGCGCAUGAUGUGUUCCCUUCGAGUGGUGGUCUUGAUUUUGGCAUCCAGAAUCUGUAUUCGCUCAAGCAUCUCCACAUCGAGAUAGUUUGUUAUGGCGCGAAAGUUAGGGAGGUGGAGGCCUUGGAGCAUGCUGUCAAGAAUGCGGCUGGCUGUCUUUCAGACGAGCUCACUCUUGAAGUGAAUAGAUGGGAUGAAGAAGAGAUUGUUAAGGAUGGGGAGCAUAAACUGGCAGAGGAGGAGGUUGAGCUGUCAAUUGAGUGUGUAACACAUCAUUGAGGGUUCAUGAAGGGUAUUCAUUUUGAGACGCUAAAACUCGCUGAGGCGUUGUCGUGAUUAACUGAAUACUCCAUGGGAGUGUGGACUGCUUUUACCAAGGUUUUAUAUUUUGGUCCUUGAAGAUUUUCAUGUUGGGAAUGAUCGACUCCGGCAACUAAAUGCUCGAAGGCCCCAUUUGGAACACUGGAUACGUCUGCGGGAAAAUGGACCGAUUGAUGCGAAACGGAAAUGGCCUGUGAUUCCAGUUCCUUUCUUUUGGUUGGAAUGGGUUGGCGGAAACCCUUUUCAAUUCGCCAGUUCCAUUUCGUUUUUUUUAUGUAAUUUUUUGUUGAUUAACGCAUGCUAGGGUUUGAUAUGAUAACAUUGGCAUUGUAACAGCCUUGUUGUUUCUGACACUAGUGACUACUACCUCCGUUUCAAAAUAUAACACGUUUUUGUAGGCUAAACUCUAGCCUAUAAAAGAGUCUUAUAUUUGGAGAUGGAGGUAGUACAAUUUUUUACUUAUCCAGUGGAAAUUAUUAAUUACUCUUGAUGAUUGUAUGCAACCCAAUAAGAAAUCACAGCGAAAUUAUCAACUGUUC
Triticum dicoccoides is the source of this 4110-nucleotide messenger RNA. Its product is annotated as disease resistance protein PIK6-NP-like. Gene Ontology annotation, biological process: defense response to other organism. The record is from RefSeq and is a predicted model, not a curated record. Gene Ontology annotation, molecular function: ADP binding. Lineage: Eukaryota; Viridiplantae; Streptophyta; Magnoliopsida; Poales; Poaceae. The transcript is spliced from 4 exons. The coding region runs from base 665 to 3529 and encodes 954 amino acids.